GCGGGCGACGUGAUGACGUCAGAGCGCGGCGCGAGUGGCAGCGGCGCUGAGGAGACGCCAUGAGCAAAGCGCAUCCACCCGAGCUGAAGAAGUUCAUGGACAAGAAGCUGUCACUGAAGUUAAAUGGCGGCCGCCACGUGCAGGGGAUCCUGCGGGGCUUCGACCCCUUCAUGAACCUGGUGAUCGAUGAGUGCGUGGAGAUGGCGCCCGGCGGGCAGCAGAACAACAUCGGCAUGGUGGUAAUACGAGGAAACAGCAUCAUCAUGCUGGAAGCUUUGGAACGAGUAUAGUGGCAGAGGAACCCCGUAGGGACCCGACCCUGUUGUGUUUUGUUUACUCACUCGAAUCUAGUGAAGCAACCACAAGUGUAAGCUUAUUUUUUUGUUAAAUAAAUUUUGUACUGGUUGGUGUAA
This is a messenger RNA of Centrocercus urophasianus (Greater sage-grouse), 413 nucleotides long. It is a transcript of the gene SNRPG, whose product is annotated as small nuclear ribonucleoprotein polypeptide G. NCBI's taxonomy places the organism in Eukaryota, Metazoa, Chordata, Aves, Galliformes, Phasianidae. Bases 60 to 290 code for a protein of 76 amino acids. Gene Ontology annotation, cellular component: U2-type prespliceosome; U1 snRNP; spliceosomal tri-snRNP complex. The record is from RefSeq and is a predicted model, not a curated record. Gene Ontology annotation, molecular function: RNA binding. The transcript is spliced from 4 exons. Gene Ontology annotation, biological process: spliceosomal snRNP assembly; mRNA splicing, via spliceosome.